CUUCCUGGCUCUGAUGCAUUAACGUGAGAGAGAAAGAGACUUGAGAUGGAGAGAGUGAAGGUUACAAAUUUAUUGACAAUAGUGGGUGUGGCGUUGCUGGCAUUAGUGCCGAAGAUGGAGAGCCAGCACACUGGGGCACCAACAGAGCCUAGGCCACUUUGUGCAUCUCAAUAUGCACUCGCAAACUAUGCUUGUGUAAGGCUUCCUUUCACUCCAGGAACGCCUCCCUCUCCUCCCUCGCGAGACGACGACCAUAGCCACCGACACCGACAUGGACACGGGCACGGGCACCGACACCGACACCGACACCAUCACCAUCACCAUCACCACCACACUAGUCAAGAAGAGAACUGUUGCAGAUGGGUUAGGGAGGUGGAUAGCCAGUGUGUGUGUGAGGUUCUGCUUCACUUGCCUCCUUUCCUUGUCAGGCCUCUUCAUCAGUACACGGUCACCGUUGGAGAUUUCUGUAAUGUUACUUAUUCCUGCGGAGGACCCAUUUGAUCACAUCUUAAUUGACCACCGUGAAAAGCAGUCUACUAGUCUGUGACUUUGUGUUUGAUUAUCAAGCUUUAAUUUAUGCUCAUAUUUCCUGAUUGCUUGUAUUUAUUUCUGGUUGUUUAGCUGCUGUGCACUAACUUGGGUGUUUUCUGCGGUCGAGAUUAUGGUUUGUCUGAUUAUCUACUCAACUCA
Messenger RNA from Prosopis cineraria, 690 nucleotides. RefSeq lists its product as uncharacterized. Bases 46 to 501 code for a protein of 151 amino acids. The record is from RefSeq and is a predicted model, not a curated record. Lineage: Eukaryota; Viridiplantae; Streptophyta; Magnoliopsida; Fabales; Fabaceae. The transcript has a single exon.